AUGUCCGACGCGGUAGAGCUCAUCGGCACCUUCACCUGCCCGAUCGUCCACCGCGUGGAGGUGGCCCUGCGGCUCAAGGGCAUUCCCUACGAGUUCAUCGAGGAAGACCUCGGCAACAAGAGCGAGCUGCUGCUGAAGCACAACCCCAUCCACAAGAAGGUGCCCGUGCUCCUCCACGGCGACCGGCGGCCGGCCCUCUGCGAGUCGUUCGUCAUCCUCGAGUACCUCGACGAGGCGUUCCCUCAGGGGCUCGCUCUCAUGCCAACCGACCCGCUCGACAGGGCCAUGGCCCGCUUCUGGGCACGCUUCAUCGACGAGAAGUGCUGGGGUCCUGCGUGGGUGGCGCUGUGGGCGGCGGAGGGUGAGGGAAAGGAGGCGGCGGCGAGGGAGGCGAAGGCGAACCUGGCGCUCCUGGAGGGACAGCUCGGCGGGAAGAGGUUCUUCGGCGGCGACCGCGUCGGCUUCCUCGACUUGGUCGCCAGCGGGUUCGCGCACUGGCUGGGAGUGUACGAGGAGAUGGGCGGGACGCGGCUGCUCGCCGAAGACGGGCACCCGGCGCUGUGGCGGUGGGCGAGGGAGUACGCGGCGGAUGCGACCGUGAGGCAGUGCCUGCCGGAUAGGGAGGCUCUGCUUGCAGCGAUGGCAACGAGCAAGGACAGGUUCGUGUCCGCGGCCACCGCCAUGGCGCGGAAAUGA
This is a messenger RNA of Lolium rigidum, 696 nucleotides long. Its product is annotated as glutathione transferase GST 23-like. The transcript has 2 exons. The record is from RefSeq and is a predicted model, not a curated record. Gene Ontology annotation, molecular function: glutathione transferase activity. Gene Ontology annotation, cellular component: cytoplasm. Bases 1 to 696 code for a protein of 231 amino acids. Gene Ontology annotation, biological process: glutathione metabolic process. NCBI's taxonomy places the organism in Eukaryota, Viridiplantae, Streptophyta, Magnoliopsida, Poales, Poaceae.